AUGUCUGGAAAUGAUUCCUUAAGCAAGUCGAAUCAUUUGCAAGAAAUAUUGAACGCAGCUUUUCUGAAAUGUCUGCGGGAGGUCCUUUCCCAGCCUUAUCCUGACGACGGUGAACGAUACUGCAAUGCUACCAGCGACAUCUUCGGAUGUUGGAACUACACACAGAUUGGAACUACCGCCACUGUCCAGUGUCCAGAUAUUCCGGGUAUGAACCCAAACGAAUUUGCCUACAAAAAAUGUACAGACAAUGGAACAUGGUGGAGAAGUCCGACCACAAACAAAGAGAAAUCAGAUUAUAGUCACUGUUGGAAAGAUAUUCAUACAUUUAUAGAGAACACCAACAGUGGUCAUGAACACGUGUAUAUAUUUGUUGGCGGGUACUCCAUCUCGGUGGCUAUGCUUUUGUUAUCGCUUUUUAUAUUCUGCAGAUUCAGUCAACUCCGCUGUGACAGAAUCACUAUACACAAGAAUCUGUUCUCGUCCUAUGUGCUGACGGGAUUUUCUUGGAUCCUAUACAUGUUGCUAGUGGCUAUUGACGGUCACGUGAUUCAGGAAAAUCCGAUAUGGUGCCGGAUGAUCCACGUGUUUGCCCAGUACUGCGUUGUGUGCAACUUCUCCUGGAUGUUCUGUGAAGGCCUAUACCUUCACACCAUUAUGGUCCGCACUUUUGGUUCCACGAAGCACGUGCUUAUUGCCUGCUACUUCAUCGGCUGGCUUUGGCCGUUCGUGCUGGUGGCGAUAUAUACAGGGAUCCGGGGCUCAGCUGACGAUACCCAGAGAUCAAGUUGCUGGAUAGGUGAGAGCAGUCUACAGUGGAUAAUGUACGUCCCGAUUAUAGUAUCUAUGGUGGCCAAUUUCGUUUUCCUGUGCAACAUCGUCCGUCUUCUGAUCACAAAGCUGCGACAGGUUCCCGAGGCAACACAAACCAAUGAUGGGAUGCACUCAGAAUGUGCUUUAUCUGUGCCAUGGAAGACACAAAUGACUACAGAGUGGUCAAAUGUCAACAUGAAGGAAGUCAAUAGUUUGAAGAAGGCUGCACGGGCCACGUUAAUCUUGAUUCCACUGUUGGGAUUACAGUUCCUCCUAGUCCCCUUGCGUCCGGAGAUUGGGUCGGACACGGAGCCAGCUUACCAUUACAUCAGUGCACUUGUCGUCUCUUUACAGGGGGCGUUUGUUUCCACGAUGUACUGUUUUUGCAACAGUGAAGUCAUAUCUGUUAUCAAGCGGAAGUGGUAUCAACACAAGGUCAUGUUUAGUGGGAAACGUAGUCGGACGUCAUCAACAAUUGCUGCCACCACGUACACAUUUGUGGAUCACGUGUCAACGGUACAAACGUCAAUCACGUGAUAGAUGUCACGUGACACGAAGAGAACUAUAUA
Messenger RNA from Ylistrum balloti, 1379 nucleotides. RefSeq names its product calcitonin gene-related peptide type 1 receptor-like. Gene Ontology annotation, cellular component: plasma membrane. Bases 1 to 1347 code for a protein of 448 amino acids. Gene Ontology annotation, molecular function: G protein-coupled peptide receptor activity. Gene Ontology annotation, biological process: cell surface receptor signaling pathway; adenylate cyclase-modulating G protein-coupled receptor signaling pathway. Lineage: Eukaryota; Metazoa; Mollusca; Bivalvia; Pectinida; Pectinidae. The transcript has 13 exons. The record is from RefSeq and is a predicted model, not a curated record.